Molecule: messenger RNA, 1269 nt
Organism: Mytilus trossulus (common blue mussel)
Lineage: Eukaryota; Metazoa; Mollusca; Bivalvia; Mytilida; Mytilidae
Exons: 3
Coding region: 210-563 (117 amino acids)
Biological process (GO): vesicle-mediated transport; SNARE complex assembly; vesicle fusion
Cellular component (GO): SNARE complex; plasma membrane
Molecular function (GO): syntaxin-1 binding; SNAP receptor activity
Source: RefSeq, a predicted model, not a curated record
UUUCUUUUAUGAUACUUGAUGCAAAACGAAACACGUAAAUAUUUUCCCAUGUCUAUAAAUACAUUAUUCAGUAAGAAGAUUAACCUUUCAGUCGAUAAACAACGGACUGUGGAGAACAAGUAUUCAUUAAUAAUGAAAGACGAUAUGUUGUUUAUAAGUGACUUGUAAACACGGAAGUAAAAUAAACAACUAGUCAGGGCAUAUACAUAAUGCCGAGGAAAAACCGAAAGACCAGACAUGGAGAUGGUGGCGAAACAGGGACAAGUGAUGUGAUGUUAGAAACUUUAGAAAAUCAGGUGUCUGAGACUAAAGACAUAAUGUCAAACAAUAUUAUAAAGAUGCACGAGAGGGAGGGUAAAUUAGAGGAUCUGGAAUCUAGAGCUGGAAUUCUGUCAGAACAGACGACUGCCGAAUUUAAAAAGCUUGCAGUAAAAACUCGACAGAAGGCUAAGAAGAAGUCUAAAAGACUGACUUAUAUUCUCGUUGGCGUUAUAGUAACUGCAGUAGCACUUAUAAUCUUAAUACUUGUUUUGUAUGGAACCGGUGCUUUAGGUGACAGCUAAUGUGAUAAGAAUUGAAGCAUAAUUUUUGAUUCAUCUAAUUAUUUUGAAAACAUAUAAUAUUUUGCACAAACAUGUCUAUAGGGCAAAUACGUGAAUGAAAAUAAACAAAUUGGGUCCACCUGUCCAAAAAAAAAAUAUCAUAAUUUCAUAACUCAUUUGGUUUUAAAAAUCACAAAUUUUCACAAAAAUAUUUUAAUUUGAGUGCAAUUGCAUUUAAUCAGUUACAGGCAACACAUUUUGGUGAGCAAUUUUAUAGUUUUCGUACAGUGAAUUAAUAUCCUUUUUGGGAUACUGUAAAACAAUUUUUUUAUAAAAUGCAGAUAUUGCGACUGGAUGAGAAUUGCAAUAAUAAGAAUACGCAUUUUUAUGUCUGACUCAUAUAUAUGUAUGUAAAUUUUUAAGAAAUCGAAAUAAUCCAUUUGCAUUUUUGUCCAUUCUUCAAAUUUGCAUUCAUAAAUGAAUGCAUUAAUUUCUAAAUUCAAAUUUUAAGAACCUAUAGAAAGAAGUUUAACUUAUUACAAAUUAUUUGGGCGAGUGGUACCAACUUGUUAUUUUUCGUAUUGAUAAUUCGUGGGAUCAACGUAAAUACUCAAUAUAACUCGAUUAUACUGCCAAUGUUCUAGUCAAAUUCAUUUCUCUCGCAUCGUCGUUCAUUUUAUAUCAUUUGCAUAAACGCAUUCAUAAAGACAUUUUUUUUCCAUUUCCA